UGAUAAUACUAAAAAGGAGCCCAAAUAACAAACACUGCAAAAGAGAAAAAAAGAUGGAGAUAAUGCAAUCAUGGAGAUGUAGAUUAUCUUUCAAAAAUGCGACCAUAGCUUUGAAUAUUUUCAAUGUUAUAGUUGCUCUAUUCUUGCUUCAAUGGUUUCUUUCUUCUGCUUCUUCUCGUACCAGACCUUCCUCUAACCAACCUAAUUCAGUUGGCUUUGAUUACAUUAAGGAAGCUGAAGAGAUGCGCAUUGCUAUGCAACCUUUGGAACUGAUAAAAAGAGUUAAGGAGAUUCAGCGAGAGGCAUAUACCGGACCCGAAACAAUUCAACCGAAAGAUGCGAAACAGACCGCCGCAGUCGAUCUUUCCAAAAGACUACAAGACUUCCGUUCCCUAAAUGAUGCUUCUAGCUUGAAAGCUCUAGAGGAAUGGCGGAAAAGGAAGAUGGAACGAGCUAGACAAAGGGAGAUGGAGAAAAAUGGAACACUAGUUACCAAAGAAUAAAAAAACCCAAGCAAAUUGUAUCAUAUGAUUUCCGAAUCCGGUUUUCUCAAACGGCUAGUUACCUCGCAAACUUAAGCACCCUCCAUUUUGUGUAAA
Gossypium raimondii (Peruvian cotton) is the source of this 599-nucleotide messenger RNA. RefSeq lists its product as uncharacterized. Bases 54 to 503 code for a protein of 149 amino acids. The transcript has 4 exons. The record is from RefSeq and is a predicted model, not a curated record. NCBI's taxonomy places the organism in Eukaryota, Viridiplantae, Streptophyta, Magnoliopsida, Malvales, Malvaceae.